Molecule: messenger RNA, 1728 nt
Organism: Aspergillus fijiensis CBS 313.89
Lineage: Eukaryota; Fungi; Ascomycota; Eurotiomycetes; Eurotiales; Aspergillaceae
Product: bifunctional ATP-dependent DNA helicase/ssDNA endodeoxyribonuclease DNA2
Exons: 2
Coding region: 1-1728 (575 amino acids)
Source: RefSeq, a predicted model, not a curated record
AUGAACAGACCCCCAGGAGCGUACAAAAUCUCUUCGCAGUCUCACUCGAAAUUGAACGCUUUUCGAUACAGCAAAGACGCACAAAACCCAGAGAAGACCCCUCAGAAGACGGCAACCACAGACCAUGCCAACAAGGAGAAUCAAACAUCGUGGCUGAAUGGUGUGGUGGAAAAACAGCAACCAGAAUCGGAAAUCAACCCACCUACGAUCGAAGUAACUGAAUCGAAGCCUAUCAAAGAAUGUCCCCAAACACCAGGAAAUCGAAUACCACUCGCAGAUCUAAUCAGCAAUGCCGAGGAUGCUUUCAAUAGUGCCCCGGGGCAAGAGUUUACGCCCGAAGACUACGUCACCUGGCAACAUGUCCCUGCGAGCUCCAAUGCCGAUCCAAUGUCGCAAACACCUGCAUUGCACGGCAAGAAGCGUCGCCGCAACUCGUCGCCAACGAGCUCCCCUUUGGCAGCAACCUCGAAAAGCAAGCGGAGAGAAUCGAUUGACUUGCCAAACGACCAAUCCUUGAUCAGAACGCCCCAGCAUGACCUUGCCACCGAACUAUGGAACAACUAUGUGGGCAAGUCCCUUGCCAAUGGUACUGGCGAACUUGCUCAACCACGAUUUGCGCAUUUGCUUUCAUCUUCCCCACAGACACCUGUGUCAGCCCGAACAGGCCGAGGCUCUUCCGGGCUGAGACGGUCGAAUAGCUGCAAUGCCGAGUGGCCUACUUCCAAGGCGAAGCGGAGAAGAGUCGAUAACGAAAGGUUCGGUACCGGUCGCAGCAUCUUCUCUAGGACAAGGAGCAAUGUCGUGGAUUCGGGCAACAAUCAAGCCUCCAACCUCAGCACUCUCGUCAAGCAGAUGGAGAAGACUCUGCAAAAAGUUCCUGAAAGAUCAUUUGCGCCAGACUCUUCUCCAGUCCCAAAGCGCGGUAACACAUCCAAAAGUCAUCUGGCGUCCCCAACAGAAGGCAGAAGUCCUAGCUGCUCUCCUAAGAAGACCGAGGACGCGAUUGUUCCCGUUGGGGCUGGGACCGCGCCGCAGACUACAGAAUUUGUCGACGACUUGUCUUCGGACUAUGGAGAUGAUGACUUCGAUGAUGACUUUCUUGAACUUGCAGAAGCUUCAAUGGAUCCUUUCGUGGAUCCCAACCCGUCGCGCGAUGUUGCAGAGGAUAUUCAGCCUGCCACGUCGACAUCAAUGCCGCCGAAUGGAGGGGCUCCCCUCCUCCAGAAGAGGGUGACUUUUGCUGCUACCAGCACAGCCACUUCAAAAGUGGAUGCGGCCAUGACAAAUGACAACGAAUUCGAACUUAACGGUGAUGAAUUCGAUGAUGACUUUGAUGACUUUUCCGACAAUAUAGAAGAUCUUCUUGCCGAGUGUGAUAAGGCACCAAGCGUGAAACUUGCAAGGCCCAUACCCAAAGGGCCAAAUGUGCCGGAACAGCCACUGUCCGGCACUGGACCUCAGCGCUAUUUUGCGUCGGCAGUUGGAACACUUAAUGAGACGAAAAAGGACCCUGAUAUUUCCUCUGGUGAUGAGUUUGACGAUGGUAGCUUAGACAUGGAUGCUAUCGAACAUUCUAUGAGGCAAUCAGGAAACCUUAGAAGUCGACAAGCUAUCAAGCGCUAUUUGAUUGUUGAAAUUGCGGAGUCAGCGUAUACCAACCCCAGAGGACGUGUUCAACCCGAACAGGUCAGCCCACUGCACGCCCUCAAUGCCCCCACCCAUUAUUGA